GUGGGAGGGAGUUGAUUGGCUCUGGUUCCGCCCUGUGAGGUUUGUGUGUGUGUUGCUUUCCCAGGCGCUUGUUAUUGUUUGGGGGAAGGGGAGCGAGUGUUGAGUCGUGGAGAGGCUUUGGGAGCUGCUUUAUUUCGCCUGCUGAAGAGACAAGUAGUGAAGCGGCUGCCUGCAUGGGGAACUGCCAUACAGUGGGGCCAAAUGAAGCCCUGGUCGUAUCAGGUGGCUGUUGUGGCUCUGAUACAAAACAGUAUGUGUACGGAGGAUGGGCAUGGGCAUGGUGGUGUGUAUCUGACACACAGCGACUGUCAUUGGAGGUUAUGACCAUCCUCUGUCGCUGCGAGAAUAUUGAAACAUCGGAGGGGGUCCCUUUGUACGUAACAGGGGUUGCACAGGUGAAGAUCAUGACGGAAAGGGAACUUCUAGCUGUAGCAUGUGAGCAGUUUCUGGGAAAAAAUGUUCAUGAGAUUAAAAACGUUGUCCUACAGACACUGGAAGGUCACCUGCGAUCUAUACUUGGAACGCUAACUGUGGAGCAAAUAUACCAGGACAGAGAUCAGUUUGCCAAAUUAGUUCGAGAAGUGGCAUCCCCUGAUGUGGGACGCAUGGGUAUUGAAAUCCUCAGUUUUACCAUCAAGGAUGUAUAUGACAAAGUUGAAUAUCUAAGCUCCCUUGGUAAAUCUCAGACUGCAGCUGUUAGGAGAGAUGCUGAUAUUGGAGUGGCUGAAGCAGAACGUGAUGCCGGUAUAAAGGAAGCGUUAUGCAAGAGAGAAAUGCUCGACGUGAAGUACGUUGCUGACACCAAAAUGGCUGACUCCAAACGUGAAUUUGAAAUGCAGAAAGCAGGUUUUAGCCAGGAAGUUAACACUAAAAAAGCAGAGGCCCAACUGGCUUAUGAACUGCAGGCUGCCAAAGAACAGCAAAAGAUCCGACAGGAAGAAAUAGAGAUUGAAGUUGUGCAACGCAAGAAGCAGAUCGACGUUGAAGAGAAAGAGGUUGUCCGUAUGGACAAAGAACUGAUAGCCACUGUCAGGAGGCCAGCUGAAGCAGAGGCGUACAGAAUGCAACAAAUAGCUGAAGGAGAGAAGGUGAAGCAAGUGCUCGGUGCUCAAGCUGAAGCCGAAAAGAUUCGGCAAAUUGGAGAUGCUGAAGCUUCUACAAUCGAGGCUAUUGGCAAAGCUGAAGCGGAGAAAAUGAAGCUGAAGGCUGGGGCCUACCAGCAGUACGGUGAAGCAGCUAAAAUGGCUAUGGUGCUGGAAUGCCUACCCCAGAUUGCUGCCAAAGUGUCAGCUCCUCUAGCCAAAGUGGAUGAAAUCCUCAUUCUCAGUGGGGAAAACAGCAAAAUAACUGGAGAAAUUAAUCGGUUGCUUGCUGAGGUCCCAGCUUCAGUACAAGCACUUACUGGUGUGGAUCUGACCAAGAUUCCCCUGAUCCAGAAAGCCACAGGCAUCAUGGCGUAAGGAUAAGAACAAUGAGUCCACCUCUGUAUGCACUCAACAUCAGAUUGCCUUCAACAAUGACAGGACUCUGUUUUAUACAAAAAAAAGACAAUUUCUCAUUCAUUUUAAAUAAUCUGGUUCCUAAUGUGUUCGGGCCAGAAACACGAAUAGUCAUAUCCUUCAUUGUUUUAAGUUUGUUCAUAGAUAUUUUUUUAAAUAGAUGGUUACUGUUUAUUUGUAUGAUUCAAGCUGUUUGUUCGGCAGAGUUCUGCUUUGGCUGGAGUUGCUGCCUCUGUGCCUUCAGUUUCUCUGCCCUAUGGUGUAUGCUUUCUAAGCUACCAAAAUGCUGCUUUUACCUGUCAAUGCAAGAACUCCAGCCAUUUUUUUUUUUUAUAUAUUUCACUAAAGCCCUGAAACAGUGUACCACCACUUUGUGUUAGAGCGCAUGGGGUCUCAUGUCUCCAUUUAAAGAGUAACAAAACUGCAUCCCUUUAGCCGCUAAACUGCCCUUCCAAAAUUGCCGGAAAGUCAUUGGCUGUAAGUCCUCUUUUGGAUGGAAUGCAGGUUGGAAAAUCCUGAUAUAAUAUACAUUGGGUUUUUUGUACUCCCAAGCAACAGACAUCUGUACUUGCUCUCCUGUUUCAGCAUAUGAGUCUUAUAUUUGUGCAGUCAGUCUGGGCUGCUCAGUCUAUUUGUAAGGGAAUGAUACAAUUAAUCAUUGCUACUUUGAGAAGAGGCUUCCUGCAGAGGAUCACCUCCACCUCACACUUGAAUGGAAAGCAGCAUGGAUCACCCUGCACGGGCAAUUAUUGCCCAAAAAUGUGUAAUUAAGAUGCUGCAUGUAGCUGUGGACACAUGACAAAUACAAUCUGCCCAAGUUGCACUACAUUUAUUUUCCAGCCAAUGUAGAAAAAAAAAAAAAAGAUCAUGGAUUGCUAUUAAAUGCAGAAAAGCAAGGGAGCGAUACAGAAGUGUGUUUGUAUGGUGGUUGAUAAUCCCUGCUUUUAUUUCUUUGCAAUUAAAAAUUCUUUGAACCUCUAAAGAAUGCAGCACAGGGAAUUUCGAUUGCUCUUAUGAGUGAACAGCUGGCCAAGGUAUAUGUAUCUAAUUUUUAGGAACAUUUCAUUUAGGUUGAUUAAGGCCUGUUUGCUGUUUAAAGGCUUUUUCCAAUUUUGGUGUACUUUAUUUUUUUCCCCCCUGUUUUAAGAUCCAAGUAGGAAUGCGUUCAUAUUGUUGUAUAUACCAAACGGGAAGCACGCUCUUCUUGAUGGCAGUGCUGAGUGGCUGCUUCAUCCAAGACUUCUUUGUUUCUACAUAUCUGCUCACUUUAUUGUGGAACCUCUGCAUGUAAAUUGUAAGUGACAAAUCCUCUUUAGCACUGUACAUUUAUUGUACCCUGCACGUAAUAUAUAUAUAUAUUGGUCACUACAGUAUAACUGUCGCAUUGAAAUCAGAAAGUCUUCUUCCUUCUAUAACCUGUAAGAUAAAUGAAGAUUUGGAAGGUUCCACUCUGAUGCUUUAUUUUCAGGAGCACAUAAAAUCCAUGUAUAGCUUUUUGCUCACUUUAUUUUAAGGCAGUGCUCGUUUAUACAUUUUAACACAAAAGUCUCCCAUCUAUGCAGAUUUGAAUCUCCCUAGGCACUCGCCUCUACAGCUGGCCAUACAUAUGAAGGCUGCCAAACGAGCGGCUCUCUCACCGAUAUUGGGCUGAUUUGAUAGUGGGCCCUCAGGCCCAACGAUCGGAUAACAACUAGGAGGAUAUGGUUGGUUGGAUCAAGGACCGCAUCAUGAACCGAUGCAGUUUUUUUAUCUGAGGGGAUUUUUAAAUUCACCUAAUGGACAUCUGGCCAACUUUUGGCAUGAUAUUGAAUGGGGAAGCCUGAUCAAACUGCCCAAUAAGAUGCCGACUUAAUCUAUCGCCAGCUUAUAUCUGCUCGUAUAUGGUGGCUCUUAAGUGUGUGUGUGCAAACUAUAUCAAUCCAGUAACAGUGAAAGGACUGCUUUUGGAUUGGGUUCAAGUCUCAUGCCAGUGAAGAUCUGCUUGGCCCCCAGUCCAACAAUCAGAUCACAUAGAGGCCCCACGCACGGCACAAUAGUAUUUGCUCUCCCAAUCGAUAUCUAAAAAGCCCUGUAAAAUUAGAGUUGGGGAUACUCUAGAGUGGGGAGGUGCUGAUUAGGGUCUGUGUAAAUGUGAUCUCUUCUUGUUUACUAAAUUAGUUUACUCUGGCCCCAUGCAUGGUCCAAAUAGCUGUUGUCCUCUCAGGAGGGGCUGAUUAGGCAGCUAGUGUUCCCCUGAGAAGCUAGGAGGACUUAAUGGAACAUGACUUCUCUAACUUGCCUUUCAAUGAGGAACGAGCUCCCCUACAUUGUAGCUCUUACAUUAGGGAUGCACCGAUUCCAGGAUUCGGUUCAGGAUUCUGCCUUUUUCAGCAGGAUUCGGUUUCUGACAAAUCCUUGUGCUUGGCCGAACUGAAUCCUAAUUUGCAUGUGUAAAUUAUGGGUGGGGUAGGGAAAUUACGUGACUUUUCGCCACAAAAUAUUAAUUUUUUCCACUUUUUCCUUUCCUGACCCUAAUUUGCAUAUACAAAUUCACGUUCGGUAUUCGGCCGAAUCCCAAAUAGUGGAUUCAGUGCAUCCCUAUUUUACACAGACCCAAAUUUCUCCAUUGCUUACCCAAAAUGCUUCAUAGUGAUCCCCAAAGAAGUGGUGUUGAUAAAUAUUUAGGGGAUUUUUUUGCUAUGUUAUAUCUCAAAAGAAAUAAUCAUUUAAGCCAGUUAUCUGUGCAUUUUAUCAAUCAAAGUUGUUUCUGAAAACCAUAUAUAGUGCUUGAUCUGGUUGAAAUAAGCCACACUAGGAACCCAAUCCCCAUUAUUCACAGCCACAGCUUUCCUGAUGGCAGUUGUAUUUGUGCAGCAGUUCUAGGGGCAGGUGCAUGGCCAGGGCAUUGCUUAUUAUCGUUGCACUGCACUCUAUAUCUGCCUGGGGAUUUAGAAUACGAUCGGUGGGGGUUAUUUUCACUAUACAUUAUAUUAAUAUAUUCUUUAUGUAGUCCAUCAUUUUGGACCAGAUGACCUGGGAAAUAUGUGAAUGUUUUGUGAAGUGUGACUUUAUUCUGUGGGUUUCUUUGCGUAUAAUAGGAGUAGUGUAGGCAAGUAUUACUGUUACUGUGGCUUCCACAAUGUUUAACGCGGUUAUUUUGUGACAAGCUUUUAUUUUGAUUUUAUGUUUGAAUGAUUUGGAAUACAGUCUUUUACUUACGAUGAUGA
Xenopus laevis (African clawed frog) is the source of this 4705-nucleotide messenger RNA. It is a transcript of the gene flot2.L, whose product is annotated as flotillin 2 L homeolog. Gene Ontology annotation, biological process: regulation of myoblast differentiation; protein localization to plasma membrane. The record is from RefSeq and is a predicted model, not a curated record. The coding region runs from base 174 to 1460 and encodes 428 amino acids. Gene Ontology annotation, molecular function: protease binding. Gene Ontology annotation, cellular component: endosome; plasma membrane; flotillin complex. The transcript has 11 exons. Lineage: Eukaryota; Metazoa; Chordata; Amphibia; Anura; Pipidae.